CUCCGGUGGUCACGUGGUACGGGCCUUUGUUGAUGUGAGUCGGCGGUGAAAGCAGCAGACGAACCCCGGUCCCGGUCCCGGUCCGUCCGUCCGAUCCACCGCCCGCUCCCACGCCUCCCUGCCCGGCGCGCACUCGCUCCUCGUCGGCCUGGACGCUGCCGGGCUCCGCUCCGCGUCCCCUGGGUGUUUUCGGUGUCCGCGGCUCGGCUCGGCUGUUCGGGCGGGGGGAUGGAGGCUCGGUCCGGGCUGUGAGCAGGCUGCUUUCAGGGGGUGGGGGUCGGCGUGUGAAGCCCCAGGCCCCGCUGUGCCUUUGUUUUCCCCGGGUCUCCUGCUCGGACUCGCACCCCGAACCACGACCGGGACCAACACCGGAUUAACCCCGUUUUCUGUGCGGAUUACCUGAGGAGCGGCUCGGUGCUCGGUCCUUCGGCUCCUUUUUCUCCUGUUUUCAGCCCCAUUCAUCCGCACCCCCUCCCCCUCCUCCGCCUCCAUCAUGGCUCCUUUGUGCCGCUCCUCCUGGCUCCUGCUCCCGCUGCUCCUCCUGCUUCUCCCUGACGCCGUCCGGAGCUCCUUCCCCCGCGGCGGAGGCAGCGGCAGCCCGGACUGCGGCCCCGGGAAGGCCGCCGACUGCCCAGAUCUGUCAGAGAAGAAGAGCGACCUUCGUGUUUGCGACGCCGGAACGUGUCGCUUCGGAGGAACCUGUCGAGAAAACGGAGCCGACAUCAAGUGUGUUUGUCAGUUCCACUGCCAUAAGAAGUACAUCCCGGUCUGCGGAUCCAACGGAGACACGUAUCAGAACGAGUGUUACCUCCGACGAGCCGCCUGCAAGAAGCAGAGGGCCAUCAGCAUGGUGUCGGACGGACCCUGUUACCACGAUGGAGGUUCAGGUUCUGGAGACGGAGAUGACGAAGGCUCCGGUCGCGGGAAAAAGGCCUCGAAAUGUGGAAACUGCAAGUUUGGAGCCGAGUGUGAUGAAGACUCUGAGGACAUGCUCUGCAUGUGUAACAUCGUGUGUAACGGACACAAUGACAACCCGGUGUGCGGCAGCGACGGUGUGACGUACGACACGCCCUGCCACGUCCGAGAGGCGUCCUGCCUCAAACAGCUCAAGAUCGACAUCAGACACGUCGGACGUUGCCAAGACAAAAGUAGGAAGGACGACAGUGUGAAGAUCAAACCAGACGUCUACGCUGUGGCCAAACCCGGCGAGGGGGAGGGCUUUGUGGAAAGCUCCGCCCCCUGUCCCGAUGACUACGCCCAGUUCUGCGAACACGGACAGUGUGAGAUGAGACACAACCUUCCGACCUGCAGGUGCGAGGCGGCGUACGGCGGUCCGCAGUGCGACCAGCUGCUGGACUUCAACAUCCUGUACGUGGUGCCCAGCGGUCAGAAGCUGCACUACGUCCUCAUCGCCGCCAUCAUCGGAGCCGUGCAGAUCGCUGUUAUUGUCGCCGUCGUCAUGUGUUUCACCAGGCGGUGCAAUAAGACGAAGCGUGGGCGGAGACAGAAGCAGCACCUGGGACAUUUCCCGUCUGGGACGUCGUCCAGGAUGAUGUAGCGUGUCCUGCUCCAGUUUUUUAGUUUCACGUCUGUUUUCAUGACACGGACCCACAGACUUUUGGAUCUGGACUUUUCCGGUGCCUCUUUCUUCUGUUGUUUUUGUAAAACCUGUGUUGGAUUUCUUAGGGGGCCUUAUUUCUACGUUUGUCCGAGGUGGAUGGGAUGUUGGCCGUCCUCAGACUCUGAACACUGUGGAACCUCCGACAGGACUCUGAACCUUCUUCUUCUUCUUCUUCUUCUUCUUCUUCUGAUUGUAUCGCCGUCGCCCUGUGAGACGCAGCCUCUCAUCUGGACUCAUUCUGUUCAUGGACGCCACGGCCACGUCAUGGCGUCCACGCUGCCGUUCCGCCUUCCCCUGUACGCGCUACAGGUCUAUCAGGGACCGGUCUAUCAGGGACCGGACCCCCGUACAGGUCUAUCAGGGACCGGACCCCCGUACAGGUCUAUCAGGGACCGGACCCCCAUACGUCGGGGUCUGAUCCUGCGUCUCACAGGGUCCGAUCCCUCACUUUUCUUUUACUUGUUACGAUCAUGAUGAUGAUGAUGAUGAUGCACCUGAAAACCAAAAUGCUGUUUUUUCUACUGCCUGAAAAGAGUAAGGUCCAAACUAACAUGUACAGGAUGUUGUUAGAAUUAUUUUAUUGCUUCUGUUUUUCAGACGACCAUUCCGGAAAUGGAUUCCAAUAUUUUAUGUGUUUUGACAAACUGACACUAAUUUAAUGAUUCCAGUUUGUUGUUUUGGAUCUGAUUUGUAUCGAUGGUACGAUGUGUCUUGUUGGAUGUUUGUCGUGGUAGAAGGAGUAGAUUCAAUAAGCUCGGCCGCCGGCGUCUACGGGUGGAGGCGGGGCCUGGGGUGUGGGGGCGGGGCCCGGCGGCCUCAUUAACGUAGAUGUGUUUAAUGCAUGAACCAGUGCUGAUGUUGUUUAGACUGUGCUGUAGAUGAACUAGAAUUAAAUUAUGACCUUUAACCUGAACCGUGUUCACUUAUUGAAUGUGAUGAGAUUUAAGGUUGAAAUGAUUGAACUUAGGUUGACAUUCAUUUAAUUAAACUGGGCAGGUGUCGGCAUUUCCAGCGUUUGUGCUAAAUGUACAAAAACAGAUAAGUCAUUGUUUCCAGGUUAAAUGCAGAUUUUUGUCCUGAAUGAAAGUUGAACCCAGAUGUCAUUUCAAUUAUUUACACAAGAUGAAACAAGAUGAAAAGAAAAUUAAAACAAGAUAAAAAAGAUGAAA
This is a messenger RNA of Sphaeramia orbicularis (orbiculate cardinalfish), 2790 nucleotides long. RefSeq names its product tomoregulin-1-like. NCBI's taxonomy places the organism in Eukaryota, Metazoa, Chordata, Actinopteri, Kurtiformes, Apogonidae. Gene Ontology annotation, cellular component: plasma membrane. The transcript has 10 exons. Gene Ontology annotation, molecular function: protein binding. The record is from RefSeq and is a predicted model, not a curated record. The coding region runs from base 494 to 1558 and encodes 354 amino acids.